AUGACGGAACCAUCUCUUGAUGCGUUUCCCGCCCUCGUACCCACACAUAUAUCUUUCCCCGCCUCAAAUAUAAACAGUCAGAAGAAUCGCGAGGCCGAGGAAGCGUUGGACAAGUUCGCUAAUCUGUUUUUACCGCCAACACCGCGCGCUUCGCCAGUUCCAAGUCUGGCCCCACUCUUCGUCCCGCCUUUGCCGUCUUCCCAGCCCGUGACCGCCUCUCCAGACUCAGACUUUGGCUCAUUUGUUUCGGUUUCCGCUGAUGAGGACCCCCUCUCCACAUCACUCGUUGAAUUCAACCCAUUCACACCGAUUGAAACAGAGUCAUCAGGGCCUGGACCAUCAACGGGAUUCGAAAAGUUUUCUCAGAGCGUCAAGGACAGGGCGGAGACAAAUCGCGGACUACUGGACGAGUUGUUGAUGCACGAGGAUGAACCGAUGUAUUGGUUGAACGAUAUGGAGCAGUCAUCACCGCAGUCUAGUAGUGCUGCGACGCAGCCUCAAACAUCUUCCUCACCAGGAUUGGCUGAUGAGCCAGACGACAUCCUGCCCUCUCAAAAGCCAAACAAGUGGAUGACCGAGUCGCUUUCUGACCUUGACUUUGACUUUUUUACCUCUCCACAAAGUCAAACCCCACCAAAGUCGAUCCCACAUCGACGAUCAUCGUCACAUUCGUCAUCUUCCAUUCUAUCUCCAACGCUUUCGCCUACCCUGACGACUGCACGGACAUUGGCUCCACCAUUAGCUUCCAAACUAAGUUGGGAGGAUGCACCUGGGUUCGACCACCGGCAAUCAAGUAAAAUGCCGCUACCGACGCCCACCAGAAGCGGGAGCUAUGCCGCUCUUGCUUCGUCCCUGUCCAAAUCAGCCGGUGCUAAAUGGGUUACCUCUUUUCUUCCAACGACACUUUCACCUCCAGCUGCCGCUGUACCCAACCCCAACCUAUUACCUCCAUCGCAUCAUCAUACAUCUUCCACCACCUCCUCCAACUCCCCGUCCCCCUCAUCUUCGCUGGCCAACUCAUUAGUUCUGUCCUCACAUUCCCAUCCCACGCUACCGAAAGCUCCAGUGCCCGAUUUGUCUCAUUUUACUCCGUUUGCGCCAUCACACACAAACAACUCACAUGUGCCUUUCAGCGGUGCUCCUGGUUUUCGUGGAGAUGCCUACGAUUGGGAUAAGGGCUUUUCGCACGCGCUGGAACACGAGCUGGGUCACUCCUCAGAGACCCCUUCAACCCAACUUGAUUGGGAUGAUGAUGAAGAUAUCCUUAUUUUGGACGGCAAAGGAAACGCAACGCGCGUCGGCGGGCCGAGUCGUAAUCCUAGUAGCAGCCACUUAAGUAACGGGACUAUCUCCAAGGCGAAGGAAGGCGUUGGUGUGCUACUGGAGAAGAAGAUGACACUUUCGAUUAGUCUUGAGGGCAGGAAGGCAUUGACUACGGUGGUGUUAACAAACGAACUGGUCGCGAUGAUUCAUCCCCACCUUUCCGCAUUACUGCGUUUGCCACAUAAGUGGACGCUCCUCUACUCACUCGAUCAACAUGGUAUCUCUCUCAAGACCCUCUAUUCGCGCUCUACGCCACAGCCAGCGACGUCCAGGACGCCUCAGCCUAAAGGGGGACUGUUAGUGAUUCAAGACUCUGAUGGUGCCAUAUUUGGCGCUUGGGUCCCCGAAGGACUUCGACGGAGCGCUGGAGGUGGAUACUAUGGCGGUGGGGAGUCCUUUCUCUGGCGAUAUUUAUCAUCCACGGGGAAGUUCGAUGUAUUCAAAUGGACGGGCAAGAACGAAUAUGUAGCGUUCUGUGAGGAGGGAUUCAUCUCAUUUGGUGGAGGAGAGGGCCAUUAUGGUCUUUACCUUGACGACUCACUACUCGAUGGGACCUCCGCGCACUGUCCGACAUUCAACAACGAGCCGCUCUGCUCGCCUGGGGCAUCACAAGGCGGGAAGGCCACCAUAAAGUUUGAGUGUGUAGGGUUGGAAGUCUGGGGCAUUGGGCCAUAA
Molecule: messenger RNA, 1998 nt
Organism: Mycena indigotica
Lineage: Eukaryota; Fungi; Basidiomycota; Agaricomycetes; Agaricales; Mycenaceae
Product: Zn(2)-C6 fungal-type domain-containing protein
Exons: 4
Coding region: 1-1998 (665 amino acids)
Biological process (GO): response to oxidative stress
Cellular component (GO): nucleus
Source: RefSeq, a predicted model, not a curated record